CAACCCCUCGGCACGUCACUAAAGCCCGAGAGGGAGAUAAAAGAGACUGAGGCUGCCCACUUCCAGCAGACGUUUCAUCAGGGAGUCCGAGAAUCGGAAGCAACGAGGGGGAAAAGAGCAAGAGGCGAAGACAUUCCCCAUGGACGCUGAAGGCAUGCCCACCGACUUAUCCGAGGCUCUGAAGCUGGCCACAAAGGAGUCACACGAACUUGCUGAAAACUCCGAAUUUAUGAGAAACUUCCAGAAGGGUCAGGUCACACGGGAUCAGUUUACUCUGCUACUAGACUCUCUGUACUUCAUCUACUCUGCCCUGGAGGAGGAGAGUGAGCGAAACAAGGACCACCCAGCCUUCGCCCCCGUCUACUUUCCCUCCGAACUGGAUCGGAAGGAAGCCUUGGAGAAGGACCUGGAAUACUUCCAUGGGCCGGAGUGGAGGAGCCGCAUUCAGUGUCCGAAGGCCACCGAGAAAUACGUGAGCCGGAUCCGGCACGUGGGGCGCGAGGAGCCGGAGCUGCUGGUCGCCCACGCCUACAUCCGCUACCUGGGGGACCUGUCCGGGGGGCAGGUGCUGAAGAAGGUGGCCCAGAAAGCUUUGCAGCUGCCGAUCACCGGCGAAGGGAGCGCCUUCUUCACCUUCGACCGCGUCACCAACGCCAACAAGUUCAAGCAGCUCUACCGCUCGCGCAUGAACACGCUGGAAGCUGUUGGAGAGACUCGGCAAAGGAUCCUGGAAGAGGCAAAUAGGACCUUUCAGCUGAACAUGGAGGUUUUCAAUGAGCUGCUGCGGCUGGGAGCUCAGAACCAGAAGGACAGCAACCACCUGAAUGGCAGCAUGCCCAGUGACCUGUCAGAAGCUCUGAAGCUGGCCACAAAGGAGUCCCAUGAAUUGGCCGAAAAUUCUGAGUUCAUGAGGAACUUCCAGAAGGGACAGGUCACCAAAGAUCAAUUUACAAUGCUACUAGACUCUCUGUACUUCAUCUACUCUGCCCUGGAGGAGGAGAGUGAGCGAAACAAGGACCACCCAGCCUUCGCCCCCGUCUACUUUCCCUCCGAACUGGAUCGGAAGGAAGCCUUGGAGAAGGACCUGGAAUACUUCCAUGGGCCGGAGUGGAGGAGCCGCAUUCAGUGUCCGAAGGCCACCGAGAAAUACGUGAGCCGGAUCCGGCACGUGGGGCGCGAGGAGCCGGAGCUGCUGGUCGCCCACGCCUACAUCCGCUACCUGGGGGACCUGUCCGGGGGGCAGGUGCUGAAGAAGGUGGCCCAGAAAGCUUUGCAGCUGCCGAUCACCGGCGAAGGGAGCGCCUUCUUCACCUUCGACCGCGUCACCAACGCCAACAAGUUCAAGCAGCUCUACCGCUCGCGCAUGAACACGCUGGAAGCCGUCGGAGAGACUCGGCAAAGGAUCCUGGAAGAGGCAAAUAGGACCUUUCAGCUGAAUGUGGAGGUUUUCAAUGAACUCCAGAGACUGAGCUCUGGGUCAGAGAGAAAUGGCACUGUGCACGAGAGUGAGAUCCGGAAACGUACCGUUUUUCAGGAACGGGCAGUGCACAAAAGGAACACCCCAGAUCUGCCUUCACAACCACACGAUUUGCUGGCAGACAGUCCCAGCCUGCGAUUCGCUCUCUUUUUUGGCUUGGUGGUAGUAUCACUUGGCUUUGGAUGGUAUCUGCUGUGAGCCUGUUGGACACGAAGCACAGGAUUUCAACCUAAGUGGACCUCUUCUCCUACAUGUCUGUAUCUGCAGCGCUAACUGAAUUGAAUCAAAUGUCAGCUGUGGCUCGGUGGAUUGUAGUCAGAGGGGUGUGGGUUCAAGUCCCACUCCAGUGACUAGAACACCUGAUCAAGGCUGAUUAUCCCAGUGCAGGAUAAUCAGAGGUGCUAUGUUUUGGACAAAAAGUUAAAUUAAGAUCCCACCAGCCUAUCUGAGAAUUCAAGAGCAAAGUAGAACAGAAUUCUAAAUUCUUGUGGUGCCAGCAAUACUUGGCUCUAUGCCAACUCGCAUUGAAAUCGAUAAUCUGGACAUUAUUGCACAACUGUUAGAGGUUCUCAGGGUUUCUAAGUACUUCAGAUGCUCUUGAAAAAGACAUUUUUGUCAAUCUUCUUUGAGGUCCUGUGGUGCUCUGCCCAUGCAGAAAUAGUGCUCCAGACCCAUGCACUGGAAGACUGGGCCAGUGUCCAGUUGCUCAGGUCCUUGCCUGAUCUUGGUCCUGCACUGACUGUAUCGGCACUGGAACAACCUCAGGGAAGAGAAUGCAGGAUCAGGAAGGAGCACGGGAACAGGAAGCAUCCAGAUCCUUGAGUUGGAUCCAUGAUUCAAUUAAAUCAAAGCUGAUCUGCACCAUUCACCAGCUUUACUCAAUAUCUAUUAAUAUUCUUACCAAACAGAAGUCUAUCGGUCUCAGUAUUUAAAGGUAAUAAUUGAUUCCCCCCACUAUCUACAGCUCCUGGAGAAAAUCCAGGUCUGUGUGUCCUGCCUUUCAACAAAGUGCAUCAGACAAUGAGAAACACGAAACGGAGAAUUUGUGUAUUUUCUUAAAAUAAAAUUCUUUUUUUUGUUUUGCUUUCAAAUGUGAACUGUUGUAGUUGUUAAUGGUAAGAGUACAAUUAACAGUUGGAUCCACCUCUGUGUUGCAAUCAGCAACAUACCUUUUAGCUGCCCAGCCCAUAAACUUUGUACUCCCUGCCUUUUAAUUUCCCUACCCCAGAUCUCUCUCCUCAGACCAAAUCUUGGAGUCCUAUUAAUCUGGCAUUAAAUUUUGUCUGAUUGUCCCUUGAGGUAUGUGAAGUUUUUAAAAGUUAUAGACAUUUUUCUAUUUUUUUUGAUGUUCUGUAUAUAAAUAUUUGUACAAAUUAUUUUGCAAUCAUGUUAAUCCAAACUACUGCUUUUGAAUUAAAAUUUGCAUCAAUUA
This is a messenger RNA of Hypanus sabinus (Atlantic stingray), 2909 nucleotides long. RefSeq names its product heme oxygenase 1a (gene hmox1a). Gene Ontology annotation, molecular function: heme binding; heme oxygenase (decyclizing) activity. The record is from RefSeq and is a predicted model, not a curated record. Gene Ontology annotation, biological process: heme oxidation; response to oxidative stress; heme catabolic process. The transcript has 8 exons. Lineage: Eukaryota; Metazoa; Chordata; Chondrichthyes; Myliobatiformes; Dasyatidae. The coding region runs from base 140 to 1675 and encodes 511 amino acids.